This is a messenger RNA of Closterium sp. Naga37s-1, 447 nucleotides long. NCBI's taxonomy places the organism in Eukaryota, Viridiplantae, Streptophyta, Zygnematophyceae, Desmidiales, Closteriaceae. The record is from the annotation of a GenBank genome assembly.
AUGGGACAUGUGGCAUGUGCCGAGAAUCCACCUGUCACGACGGCCAAAGCAUCUGUGGCGUGGGAUUUUCUCGCCGACUGCCCCCGGGCGGCAGCGGGCGGCAGGGUGACAGAAGCGGGGCUAGUGUUUCCCGCCGACCUUCCGGGCGGGGCGGCAACGGGUGGAGCAUCUGUGGCGGCAGCAGUGUUUUUCCCCGCCGACGACGACCUUCCUCCCUCUGGGGAGGUGGCUGGACCACAGCAGACGGCAGCUCUGCGCGUCGCGUCCCCCCCUGCCCCGCACUCCCCCUCCACCCCCCCUCCGACCCCCUCUCCUCGCAGCCAAAAGCGGCGUACCUUAGGGUCUAGGUGGCUGGACCACCGCAGACGGCAGCUCUGCGCGUCGCGUUUCAACGCCGUCGCGCGCGCCACGUGCUUCCAAUUUCCCGCGCCGUACUUUGCCACGUAA